CAAGAAGGCUUUCUUUUGAGGGUACAAUCGCCAUCUUGUGGUGAAAUCCUCUGGCUGAGUAUUGCGACGACUUCCCCUUACCUGCAGCUAUAAAUACACUCCAAAUGUCAAACUUGGGGAACACAAUAUCAGUCUCAGUCUUCUCCUCAAAUUUUGCAAUUCAAUCUCUUCUUCUUCAUCUUGGUCUUCUCCUGAUUCUUCAACUGGGUGAUCUGUUCUCUGUUCAAAGCAUUCUUCAGCUCUAAGUCUGCUGUGAAUCCUCUGUUUUUUAUGCACUUCGUUUUCUGAGUUUUUCUACAAUCUGAGAAAUCAGCCUUUUUCAGCUGGAAAUCUUGUCUUUUUCGCACUCGAUUUCUUCGUUCUCACUCGUAUUUCCUGAGGAAAACAGGAUUAAUUUUCUUUGGUAAUCCUGUACCCUGUAAUUCCUCUGUUUUUCCAUUAAUUGAGGGUUUCAGCAGAACUCUGUUUCGCAAAUGGAAACUAUCCUUCAGAAUCUUCGGCCAGUCACUUGCACCAACCACAACGACAGUGGAAACAUUCCCUCCUCACUCUCGGAGCUCAUUCUGAAAGGUUUCGGCUCCAACACUCUCGACUUGAUCUUCUCGAACUCAAACCGAACAAAUCCAACCACUGAUAACACCCCAGUUCUGGAAACAUUAGGCUCUUCAAUCUAUCUGCUCCACAGAGAUCUUCUGCAAAAGUUUUGUGAUCGGAACAAGUCAAACACGUCUCUGACUCACACCGCUUUGGAACCAGCUUUUCAGUGCCGCGACAACACGAGCACGUGCCUUGUUCCGUCGAAGAAGAAGCUUUACAGAGGAGUGAGGCAGAGGCACUGGGGGAAAUGGGUGGCAGAGAUCAGAUUGCCCCAGAACAGGACUAGAGUGUGGCUAGGAACCUACGAUUCGGCCGAGUCCGCUGCCUACGCGUAUGACCGGGCCGCGUACAAGUUGAGGGGCGAGUACGCACGACUGAAUUUCCCCGAACUGAAGGACUUGAAGGACUCAGGGCUCGCUGACAGCAAAAGGCUGAACGCCGUGAGGAGCUCCGUGGACGCAAAGAUCCACGCGAUAUGCGAGAAGGCAAGGAAGGAGAGAGCGAGGCGGAGCGCGAGGAAGGGCGAGGGGUCGGCAAUGCAGGCCACGUCAUGUUCGUCGUCAUCGUCAUCUUCACUGGGAAGUGAAGUAAUGCUGUCCCCGAGUUGCUCUGAAGAAGAGGACAUGUGGAGGCUUGUUAAUUCUAAUUCGUCCAUCUCAGCCGGUUCGACGGGGCCGGAAUUGGAGGGCGAAGGCUAUUCGCUCGAGAUGAUGCCGUCCUUCGAUGCGGAGUUGAUUUGGGAAAUUCUUGCUAAUUGAAAGGAAGAGUAUUUGCAAUUCUUUUUUCGGGUGAAUCUGUGAUUGAGGAGUGAUCUUGUUCGGUAGAUGAUCUCUGUUAGUUGUGCCAAAUUGUAAAUAGAAGUCUCGGUGUCGCAGCUUAGCUUGUUCCUUUUGUUUUGGAGUACAAAUUGGGAAUUAGCUUUGGUAGGAAGGGAUGUUCUAGAGUCAUAUUAUGAUAUUGGACUGUCUUAUUCAUCAA
Messenger RNA from Syzygium oleosum, 1575 nucleotides. Its product is annotated as ethylene-responsive transcription factor ERF061. The coding region runs from base 474 to 1355 and encodes 293 amino acids. The record is from RefSeq and is a predicted model, not a curated record. Lineage: Eukaryota; Viridiplantae; Streptophyta; Magnoliopsida; Myrtales; Myrtaceae. The transcript has a single exon. Gene Ontology annotation, biological process: regulation of DNA-templated transcription. Gene Ontology annotation, molecular function: DNA-binding transcription factor activity; DNA binding.